This is a messenger RNA of Pichia kudriavzevii, 2250 nucleotides long. RefSeq lists its product as uncharacterized. The coding region runs from base 1 to 2250 and encodes 749 amino acids. Gene Ontology annotation, biological process: nucleoside triphosphate metabolic process. The transcript has a single exon. NCBI's taxonomy places the organism in Eukaryota, Fungi, Ascomycota, Pichiomycetes, Pichiales, Pichiaceae. The record is from RefSeq and is a predicted model, not a curated record. Gene Ontology annotation, molecular function: ribonucleoside triphosphate phosphatase activity; nucleoside triphosphate diphosphatase activity.
AUGUCCAGCACUGGAUCCCAGUUUGCCGUAGAUAUCCCCGUGACAGACCUGGACGAGGACAUUGAUGACUUUAGAAUCCCCGUUGAAGAGUUGGACAAUGACUUUGACUCUAGAAGGUCACUCGAUCUAAGGGACUUGAAUUUUGACAGUAACAACAGUGGUGUUUUCAGAAGAGGCUGGAAGGCACUAUCAGGGAUUUUCUCCCGACAGGGGAAGUUCACUAGGCUACCACCGCCUGCAAGCGACGAUAUUGAAAUGAUCAAUAGAGCAGCUGCAAACAUUGGUGAUUUGGAAUUUGAUUUUGAUCAUGUCCCAUACAGGCGCAAAAGUGGGGGUUGUCUCAAACAGAAAGUAUGGAGGUACGUUGGCGCCGUUUGCUCAUCAAAAGUGUUGAUUCUCCCAUUGGUUGUAUCUGUAAUAGGGUUGACCAUAGCGGUGUUCAUCUUAAUGAGACAUGGCAAUAGAGACGUUUUAGAGUAUCCAGGUAAUAUCGAUGGUUCAAUCUCAAGGGAAAACAAGCUAACACUGCUAUUUUCAGUUGCUGGAUUGCAUCCGCAUUUUAUAUCGUCAGAGUUAAUGCCAUUUCUGACAAGUAUAUUAGAUUCAGAGUCGUCCUUGUUCACCCCCUUUAUGGUGCAAAGUAACCCUGUACUAAGUGACACCAACUUAUGGACAAUUGCAACGGGCUUGACCCCAGCGCACAAUGGAUAUAUUGAUGACGAUUUCUAUGAUCCUGCACUGGGGGAAUAUCGUAUGGAAUUCAAUAGUAAAUGGUUGUUAGGAGAACCUAUUUGGAAAACAGUAGCCCAACAGUAUUCAAAAGCAUUUACUUUUAACUGGGUCAUUCCAGACGACGAAGAACCAGAUCUUCAUUAUACCUUUGAGGACCAUGGUGACGAUCAGUUGGAAGAUCAACUGGAACGGUUAGAAGAUUUAUUGACAAAUCGUAAAGACACCAAGAUAAAUUUACUACUGUCGCAAAUAACUUCCCUUGAAUACUCAAUAAAAGAAUACGGAUUGGGUCAUAAGAAGACCCGGAAAAUGAUCAAAAAAAUCGAUAAGUUUAUCGAAAAAGUAUAUAAGCUUUUAUUGAAAAAGAAAUUGAAAGAUUUAACAAAUGUCAUCAUCACGUCAAAUGGUGGCUAUGCUCCAGUUACUGAAGAUAGGAUUAUCCGGUUAGAUUCUUUGGUAGAAAUGGUGUCGGAUGUUCAACGAGUUGUUGGUACUACGAUAAAGGGAAUAUACCCAUCCGAAUCUAUUGAUGCAAAUGAUUUAUAUUUGAAACUGAGGGAAAACUUAAAAAAUCAUCCUUUAAGGAAUUACUUCAACGUCUACCGAAAGAAACACGCCGGCUCGGUAAUAUACGGUGAUGAAAGUGAAAGAAUAGCUCCUAUAAUAAUUGCACCUACCCCUGGGUAUUUGAUUGAUGGAUCAGCAGGGUUUAAGUCUGGCUACUUACAUGACGAAGCGAUGAUGAGGUCUGUUUUCGUGGCAACUGGUCCUUACUUUGGCCAAUUUGCAGGUAUCGUUGAACCUUUUGACAGUGUCCAUCUCUUCAAUAUGAUUUGUCGGAGUUUGGGUAUCACACCAACACAAAACGACGGCCAUGAGUCAUUUCUAACAGAUAAGGCCAACUAUAUCCAUAACUAUGAAUGGGUAGAUAUGAAGGGGUAUCCACAUGUUAACUUUGAUUUUGAGUACAUCAAGGAGAAGUCGUAUAUAGAAACCAAAUUCAAAACCGCCUCAAAGCCUGCAGAUGUCCUAAAUCCAUCACUGGGGACAGACGAGACCCCACAAAACAUAAACAGAUUAAAGCCCAUAUUUUCAAAGCCUCUUGAUACAUCGGAUGGAACCGAUAGUUCGGAUACUGGCCCACCUGAAAACAACACUGGAGAGGACGGAGAUUAUAACAAUCAACUUAACGAAGUUUCUGAAGAUGGGAAUACAGGGGAUUCCACAACAGAGAGUAGUGCGCCAGACAUGGGGGAUGAUAAAGUCGUCUCGGAAACUGGUACUAUAGAAAAUAAAGAGGGUGACAAUGAAGAAGGAACUAAAACCUUGGAUGAGGCUGAAAAUGAAGAAGAGAGUGAGGACGAAAUUGGAACAGGUGAAGACGGAGAAAACGAUAGAGAGUCGUGGUGGAAGACGAUCAAGGGAAAGAUCGAAAACACGGUGGAUGAUCUCAAAGAGGAUUUUGACGACUUUGUCGAACAUAUCCACAGCUCACAUGAUGCCGAUUCUGACACGUAG